AUGUCCAUCGUGACAACGGCUUAUAUUCUUAUGGCUGCCGCUCUCACUCUGAUGGUUCCAUUCUGGCAGGUGAACCCAACAGCAGCAUUCUCAGACGCAUUCGCGACUCGUGGCGCUACGUGGGCCAAGUACGCUGUGUCGGUUGGUGCAAUGUCGGGCAUGACAACAAGCCUCGUGCCGCUGAAUGCUGUGGUCGUGUUCGGUGCCGCCACUUCUAUUAUAGCAUUUCUGUUUGACAUCGAAACACUGGUAGAAUUUUUGUCAAUCGGAACACUCCUCGCAUACACUAUCGUUUCGGCCUGCGUGAUCGUGUUGCGCUAUCGGCCAACGGUUAACGAAAUUAAUAUGACUGAAAGAAACGGUGGCCGAAUAAAGUCGUGGGCACCAGGCCAGCGCUGGCUGAAUAUUCUUGAGCCAGGCAGACUGGUGACGUGGUGUGUUUUCACGAUGAUAAUCGGUGAUGCCGGUAUCAGUACAGUAUUCGCCACCGGAUUUGCACAGAGCUCGCUGGGUCGGAUAUCAGCAUUCGCUUUCGGAUCGCUCUCUGCUGUUGCUUUCCUCUUGAUCUGCUUCCAUCAUCAAAAUGAUGCCCAAAUUUCGUUCAGGGUUCGUUGCCCCGAAUAUUCCUAG
Messenger RNA from Gongylonema pulchrum, 630 nucleotides. The record is from the annotation of a GenBank genome assembly. Lineage: Eukaryota; Metazoa; Nematoda; Chromadorea; Rhabditida; Gongylonematidae.